Molecule: messenger RNA, 3271 nt
Organism: Varroa destructor (honeybee mite)
Lineage: Eukaryota; Metazoa; Arthropoda; Arachnida; Mesostigmata; Varroidae
Gene: aph-1
Product: gamma-secretase subunit Aph-1
Biological process (GO): protein processing; positive regulation of catalytic activity
Cellular component (GO): membrane
Source: RefSeq, a predicted model, not a curated record
UUGUCAUGUUAUGACAGCCCACUGAAACCGCAACAGUAUAUCAGUGUAGUGAAGUUAAAUAUUAACGAAAGAAAGAAAAAAAUACUAACUGUACUUUUGGACUGUGCCUUAGGUUUAAGUGUUUGAUUGACUUCUACACUGUUGAGCUUCGCCGCGCCUGCUGCUUCGUAUGCAGAAAUGGCGUUAGCGGAGUUUGUUGGCUGCAGUCUGGUGGCUUUUGGGCCGUCGUUUUCUAUGUUCUGCAUUACGAUUGCUUCGUGCCCUAUCCGAGUGAUUAUCUUCAUAACUGCAGCAUUCUUCUGGCUAGUAUCGUUGUUACAUUCGUCGAUUUUGUGGUGUUGCACGGUGGCAAUAUUCCGGCCGUCAGAUAUUAGCAAACUAGUUCCCUUCGGCGUAAUUGAGGCGGUUCUAUUUCAAGAAUUAUUUCGCUAUUUAUUCUAUAAAAUCUUGCGAAAAGCUGAAGUUGGCUUAAAGAAGGUCACAGAAGUUGGUACGGACGGAAAUGUCGUGUCAGAUUCUAGGCAAACACUUGCUUAUGUGUCCGGCCUCGGCUUUGGCGCCAUUUCCGGAGGGUUCUCGCUCAUGAAUGUAUUGGCAGAAAUCGGGGGACCAGCUUCCGUCGGAUUAUUCGGCCAGUCUGAAUGGUUCGUCCUGGCUUCGUCGUUUACAACAUGCCUUUUCAUAUUUCUGAACACCGCUUGGGGCGUGAUGUUGUUCCACGCAUACGAUACAAAAAAUAUCUUUCUGGCUUGUGCGACAAUCCUGCUGCAUCUGACUUGUUCGUUGGUUACACUCUUCAACGCGGGCGAGGUAUACGUGGCCUCACUGGCUCCCAUCACGUUGAUAACACUCUUCUGCGCUGGAGCUGCAUUCCACUGUGCAGGUGGACAGGUUCGGAGAUUGGGCCUGAUCUUUGCACGACGAUCAGAGAGUAGUAGACGGUCAUCGCUUCAAUAGAAAGUCAGAUUGCGGCAUUUCUGAGUUCCCGAGUGGUCCGUCUGCUUUGUUGACUGGCCACCAACACCGCUUAUGCAGGGUAACGAUGCAAACUGGACAACAAGCCCCUCACGUCGAAAACCACAGAUAACGUACAAGGAAGUUGCUUUCACAAAAUGGCUACUCUGAAGACGGCUUGCGUUAUUGUUAAUGCGGAAUAGGGGUCGGCUCCUUAUAGGUGAUAUUUUAAAGGAUACAAGUUAUGCUGACUGACAAAUGGUGGGGUUUUUUACCUUUUAUUAUAAUCGUCUCCUUGGUAGGCUAUUUAUCACUACUGUUAGAAAGCUGAGAAUGCUGUUAUACAUCUAGCACUCCACUCAAUAUAUUCCAUUGUCUGAAAAGCAACUACUGGAUACAUACGGUACAUCAGUAUUGUAUAAGUAAGCAGUGACAGUAUUACAAUCGAAUUGUAAUACGACUUCAGGCAGUGCGGCACUAUUGUAACGGCGUUGCUAUGGCUAUUUGCAGUCUAUAGAUCGACGAUCUUGUCUAGUCCAAUGACAGCGCAAUGAUAACAGUAAGAUAAGCUGUAAAAGCAGUGUUGAUAUAACAGUCUUUGGUGGUCUAAAAAUCCGCCGGAAGACAAGCGAAAAGUAUAACAAUACUGUUCGUGUCUCUCAUCUUUAGAGCCUGAGGCCUCUAGCGCCAGUAUGGAUGGGCGACGAAGGCUGUCGUCUAAUACAAUGGAGUAAACGCGAUCAGGUAACGGGGUAAAUGUUUACGACAGAACUCAACAAAGUUUAAUUCAAAAUGGUACUUGUAAAAACAUGGGUUGUGUAUGAAACGAUACAAAUUACUCAUAAUCCAGGAGUUGUAACUUUUUCUGUGUUCUGAUCACAGGAGGCGGUCGACAUUUAGCUACUGUGUAUAGAAGAACGAAGCUUAACUCGAUGAAUUAAUUGAAUUUCUGCAUUUCUCAGACUACAGUGACAAAAAUUAGAUGUUGCUAGAUCAGUCGUUUCAUAUCGUAAAAUACAGAGAGAGUACAUACAUUUAUUGAGGCAUGCUCUACUUCGAGAUUCUAACUCUAUUUGCAAGCAAUUCAUCUAAUUACACCUAAUGCACAUACGGUAAGAUUUUCAUGUAUGGAAUUGGAACCUACCGAACUGACAGUUCUAUUUACCUAAAAUGAUUUAGUUUGUUGCUUGACAUUAAAUGGGACCGUAUCAGUGACGGUGCCUCAAGGCAAAACAACCAAGGGAUGGAAGUAGAAGGCGCAAAAAAAAUACUUGGUAACUAUAGCAAUGAUAUAACGAAGAUUAUUAUAUAUGUAACAUAUCCACAAUUGUAAAUUCAAUCACAUCAAGUAAAAAUCAAACUGGUGUAUAAGUAAUAAAUUUUCGAUUAUAUAGAUAACAUUCUAAUCGAUGCUAUUAUCUUCCUAAUAGUUUUGUACGUAAAAGUAUAACAUUCUUCUUGUUUUUUUUGGUAUACUGGAAUUUUUUCUAAUGGUGGUAAACGCCAUUGCUGUCGCGUUUUGUAAUGUAAUGCUACUAUCCUAUUUCAUUGCUACUUUAAUUCACACUUAGAGGCAGUGGAUGGACUGUUUAUUUUGAAUUUCCAUAGGUGAAUCUAUUCGACGUUGUAAAGAUGACAAAGACAGUUAAUGCCAUAGUAUUUCUGACCGGGUAAGUUAGAAGCUUUGAGGUAUUUUAUUGUCAGACAGUAAACGUUGAGAAAACUUACUUUUUUGGCCCUUAAAAAAUGUUAGUAUUGAACCUUAUGAGAAGUAGUUGUAUAUAUGUAGUAAUAGAUAACCCAAGCAUAGAAGAACACACACAUGCCAAUAAUUUAAGGAAGUGAGACAUUGCCGUACGUUUCAUUUUUCAUCUUUUAUUUUUUCGUCGUUUGUAUCGCAGCAUCCGUUAAAAUAAUUAAGAUAUAUGUCUGCAUCUUCUUUUCCUUCCUCCUUGUAAAUAAAAUGAAGUUGUGAAAUGGAGCAAUAAAUAGGGUAGUCAUUAGGAUUGACUGGUAUGUGAAGAGAUGACUUGAUAUUUGCAAUGGAUGGUUUUUAUAUUUUUUUUUAAUUUUGGAGUUUGCGCUUACUUAUUGUAUCUCAGUUGUCGGUACAUAAAAAUCGGAAAUGAAUAGUUUCGACGAUUAAGACUCUAAAAGGCUGCUCACAGCGAUGAGAAGUACUGCCAGUCUUAUACAAUCGGGUAGUUUGGUAAAAACUAACGAUAAAACUGUUUUCUCAGGAAUAGCGACUGACAGCUUGUAUGUGCGAACUACUUUCGCUGUGCAACCUCUACUACAUUCAUUAUCAUCAACUCCA